UUUAUUCCCCGUGUUCACUUAAACAGAGUAUAGUGAUGAGAAGGAUGAUUGUGCAAACCGAGAGAACCAUGAGCUGCCAGAUUCCUAUGAGUAAAUGCGGUGUUUAAUUGCAAAGUCAGCCAUGCAAUUUAAUGCUUCCACACUACCGAGGCCUUCCGCGGAUCUUAGAAUUCUGCUUUUCCCACCUACGUCUGUCCAGUUUUUAUAUAAGGUGGAAUUGGCAUAGCUAGCUUCCAUAUAACACAUCUUGUGACUGUAAAAACAUCUGGUUUAGGUUCACAUGGAGACGAAGAAGCUCAGAGUAACAGUCCAGGUCCAAGUGCUGUUGCUGAUCAUGGCGAUGGUGGCUUCACCUAUCAUGAGUUGCCCACCCACAGAUGGAAAGAGUUGCAAAGACUGCCUUGUAAACCAGAUGAAAAACGCCUGUCCAUCCUGCACGCCAAUCCUACACUGCAUGGCUCGCUGCUUGUGGGAUGGCACUUCAAGGCCCAAUUGCAUCACCAAAUGCAACAUCAACACCGCUUACCCAACACUCUCAGAUUGCAAGAGAUGCAUGUCCAAGUGCAAGUGCAGCUGUGCCAACUAGCACACCUUCCCCACUCAAAUUAUCACAUUAUCAGUCAUCUCAGUUACUGGUUUUGGCUCCUUAACUGUGUUUUUUAUUGUGUAAGUUAGUCUAAUAAUCCAUGUAUCCUGCACUUGUUCUGAAUUUGUCAUCAUCAGUUCAUUCUAGUAAGUUGAAACCCAACUUCUUUAAUU
This is a messenger RNA of Vigna umbellata (rice bean), 759 nucleotides long. RefSeq lists its product as uncharacterized. NCBI's taxonomy places the organism in Eukaryota, Viridiplantae, Streptophyta, Magnoliopsida, Fabales, Fabaceae. The record is from RefSeq and is a predicted model, not a curated record.